Messenger RNA from Aspergillus eucalypticola CBS 122712, 873 nucleotides. Its product is annotated as alcohol dehydrogenase. NCBI's taxonomy places the organism in Eukaryota, Fungi, Ascomycota, Eurotiomycetes, Eurotiales, Aspergillaceae. Gene Ontology annotation, biological process: alcohol metabolic process. Gene Ontology annotation, molecular function: alcohol dehydrogenase (NADP+) activity. The coding region runs from base 1 to 873 and encodes 290 amino acids. The record is from RefSeq and is a predicted model, not a curated record. The transcript is spliced from 4 exons.
AUGUCACAGGACAACCACGUUCGAACAUUCCUGGGCGGAUCAACGGAAGGGACUAUUGUGGAGAAUGUGACUACUCGGCGACUGGGCGAAAAUGAUGUCUUUAUAAAGACCACCCAUUCCGGUCUGUGCGGAACAGACGAACACUUUCUACACGGCCACCAAGCUCUUGGACAUGAGGGAGUAGGUGUGGUAAAGCGCAUCUGUUCCAGCGUAACAAGUGUAAAGGUCGGUGACCGGGUUGGAUUCGGCUUUAUCCGACGUGUGUGUGGAAAAUGCGACAACUGUAUUAGUGCACCGCUUCUAUGUGCUGCUGCUUCGGUCUGGGCUUGUUUGACUAAUAAUGGAAUCCGCCCGUCCGAUCGUGUUGGUGUCGUAGGAAUAGGUGGUCUUGGCCAUCUCGCGAUCAAGCUUGCUGCGGCACUUGGAUACAAUGUGGUAGCACUUUCAGGCUCAGAAAAGAAACAGAAAGAAGCGCUAGAAUUUAGAGCAUCAGAAUUCUAUCGCUUUCCCAGUACCCAGGGGGGUGUCCGCAUUAAACCCGUCAAACAUCUUCUAUUGUGUGGCAGCUCCGAUGUCGAUUAUGCCUCCCUACUUGUGGUUGAUACAAAUGGAGUUAUCUAUCAUAUUUCUGUGACCCUGGAACCUACACCUAUCCCUCUAGUUCCCUUCGGUCAGAAGGGGAUACGGAUUCAGGGAUGUUUCAUCACUUCGCGGCGCAAUCUGCAAGAGUUAUUGGAAUUUGCGGCGCGGCAUGAUAUCAAACCGACUAUCGUGACUUUUCCUCUUACCAAAAAUGGCCUUGAAGAGGCGUUCGAGGAACUGAGAGCGGGUAGUAUCCGAUACAGGGCAGUCCUGGAGCACCGGGCAUUAUAG